Messenger RNA from Hypoxylon fragiforme, 3023 nucleotides. RefSeq names its product Pkinase-domain-containing protein. The record is from RefSeq and is a predicted model, not a curated record. Gene Ontology annotation, molecular function: ATP binding; protein serine/threonine kinase activity. The coding region runs from base 523 to 2730 and encodes 735 amino acids. NCBI's taxonomy places the organism in Eukaryota, Fungi, Ascomycota, Sordariomycetes, Xylariales, Hypoxylaceae. The transcript has 4 exons. Gene Ontology annotation, biological process: intracellular signal transduction; protein phosphorylation.
UUGUUCUGUAUUAUUUGUCUCCAGUCUCUCACACACUCUCUACUCUCUCUUUCUCUCUCCACCCCUCUCUCAAGUGCUCAGUGCUGUCUUUAAACCCUCUUCCCUCUUCUUUACAUACAUAUACAUACUCGCAUCAAUACAUACAUAAUACACUACCUAGCAUACCUGGCUACUUACAUACACUUAUUAGUCACUUACAUACUACUAAGUAUGUACCUUGGACCUUACUUAGACUGUUAAAGAGCCCCACCAUGAUGAACAUAAGUCAGGUCUCCCACAGGUUUUGAGCGGGAUUGCCCUUUUUAGACAUUUACCAAGUCUAGUAGCCUGGCACAAUCAUAUCAUCAUUACUUCUUCGCUUUACACUAUACACUAUACACUAUUUUCUUCUUCUUUCAUAUCCUUUACUCACAUAACAUAACACACUUCUUGGGGGCCAUCCCUUGGCCCAGAAUUUCAAGUCUUGUAGCCAUCAUACUUUAAAGAAUCCAUCGCUAUUAGACUUUCGGUACCUUGAUUGCCAUGACAACCCCGAUCGACAUUGAUGACCACCGGCAACUGGAGCAGCCGCAAGGCAGCUCCAACGUGGCUCCCGAACCUACCGACGGCACUGCAAAACCCUCAGAGCGUGCGCCCGCCGUUCGCUUCUCAUCUGUCGUCGACGAGAUCGAUCCUCCAUUUACUACGUUCGGCGGUCCGGAUUCCCGGAGAGAGAGCUCUGCGAACCCUGACUUAAUACGAGCUCUCACGAAUUCGCUUUCUGGCGCCCAGCUUCAGGAGCAGCGCCUACAGAAUUACUCCUUUGAUCCAUUCUCUUUACCGCCUUCUAGGGUCGCAUCUAACGAGACUACGCCUGGCGCAACUCCCCAGCACAGCCAUAGCCCCAUGGGCCAUUCAUCGCCACGGCUGAGCCCUAAAGCCCCCGAGUUGGCGUCGCCGCCCUUAACCCCCGCAGGAACUUCCGCAGCAGAGUCUACCGGCAAGAGUGUAAAAUCCGUUCGAAUUUCUGGAUCCGAUGGAGGAUUUGAUUCUCAGGCUAUAACCCCACAAGCUUCGGGGCAAGAUUCUAGGCCUGUUUCUCCCCGAGCCGCUUUACCACACCGGCCAGCCUCGACCGACAAUAUAUCACAACGAUCGACCGCUGUAGAUGAUGAUGGCCGGAUUCCCGCACACAGGAAAGGAAUUUUCACCAUUGGGCCAGGUGGUCAAUCGCUUCCUGUGUCGAGAGAAUCAAGUCCUCAAAGGAACGCCGCAUCUCAAUAUUACUCACGACCGUUUACCCCUCAAGGGGAUAUCAACGAUCCGUAUGCUGCGAACAAGAGGCCGGCACACAAGCCGGGCGGCAACAUUGACCAGAGAUUCGUUUUUUCCAGGAAAAAGAAGCAUGCAUCUCCGGCUUCGUCUUCUACUAACCUGUCGAGACCGGAAAAGCAAGAGAAAAGGCAUUCGGGGUUAUUUGCGAACAGAAAUAAGUCCGGUGAUCUUCAUCCAACGGGAACGGGGUCGACUACGCAUAGCGCGCAAGGAUCGAUGUCUGAUCUCAAGAGAUUCUUCAAGGUUGGAGUUAGUCAUAGGUCAAAAAAGUCGGCUUCGCCCUCACCUUUAGGGUCCAAACAGACUCUUCGGGUUCCUUUCGCUGAUGAUCAUGGCCUCUCAUCAAAAUACGGGAAGCUUGGCCGAGUACUUGGAUCCGGUGCCGGAGGAUCUGUCAAGCUCAUGAAAAGAAAUGAAGACAAUACUGUCUUUGCAGUGAAGGAAUUCCGCCCGCGACAUUCAUAUGAAACAGAAAAGGAGUACGUCAAGAAGUUGACGGCAGAGUUUUGUAUAGGAUCCGCUUUACAUCAUGGCAACAUCAUUGAGACUCUGGAUAUUGUCCAAGAGAAGGGCAAGUGGUAUGAAGUUAUGGAGUUCGCCCCUUAUGACUUAUUUGCCAUUGUCAUGACGGGCAAAAUGUCCAAGGCAGAAAUUACGUGUUGCUUCCUUCAGAUACUGAGCGGGGUGACCUAUCUCCACAGCUCAGGUCUUGCUCAUCGAGAUCUCAAACUGGAUAACGUCGUCGUGAGCGAAUUUGGGAUUAUGAAAAUCAUCGACUUUGGUAGUGCACAUGUCUUCCGAUACCCCUUUGAAAGCGAAACCGUGCUCGCCUCUGGCGUUGUCGGCUCAGAUCCUUACCUCGCCCCAGAAGUGUACGACGAGCGUAAAUACGACCCUCAGGCGGUGGAUAUCUGGUCCCUUGCAAUCAUCUUUUGCUGCAUGUCUCUCAGGCGAUUUCCAUGGAAGGUACCGCGUAUGACGGAUAAUUCGUACAAGCUUUUUGCAUCAGAGCCGUCUCCAGGCCACGAUCCCCGGAAGCUAAUCCUCCCUUCGAGAUCCACCAACGACCUUUCCAAUAUUCCACAGCGGGAUAUUUUCCCGGAGGAAACGCCGAAGCAACAAGCUCCUAAAAGUUCCGAGGCUGGUGGUGCGGGGGGUGGUGAGGGCAACAACCAAGAAAGGAGGGAAGUGAUUAAGGGACCAUGGCGUCUAUUACGACUACUUCCUAGGGAGAGUAGACACGUGAUCGGGCGGAUGCUAACCAUCGACCCAAAGAAGCGGGCACAGAUGCCGGAGAUCCUGGACGAACCUUGGGUAUCGGACACGGUUAUCUGUAGGCAAGUUGGACAUGGACAGGUGAUCAAAGCAGAGGACCAUACGCAUGUGCUUGAACCUCCGGCUUCGCCAAGCAAGUAGGUUGGCAACAGGCGAAAAAAGGGCGUUGCAGAGUGUAUUUUGGCAUAGGAAGAAAAGGAAAUAGUUUUUCCUUGGGCGUUGGGGAGUCACAUAUGUCUUGAUCACUUUCAUAAGCACAGCGGUAAGGGUGCAAACCGUACAGGAUCGAGGCGAUAUAGAAUAGAAUAUGUAAUUGCGUAUAGAGAUUCAGGUAAAACUCUUUUGUCCAUGUCAUCUACGACUGCUUGUCAGCAGAUGUUGGUUUAUCUAUUAUUAUUUAAUGCGACGUAUAUUUGAUUCUUUUUUUUAAUCUA